Messenger RNA from Cydia splendana, 612 nucleotides. RefSeq lists its product as uncharacterized. Bases 9 to 377 code for a protein of 122 amino acids. The record is from RefSeq and is a predicted model, not a curated record. Lineage: Eukaryota; Metazoa; Arthropoda; Insecta; Lepidoptera; Tortricidae. The transcript has 3 exons.
GUACAGACAUGUUUGUGCUCGCGUGUGUGAUGUUGCUCGGAGUCGGCGUGACGCCGUCGCCGACGCCGGAUUAUCACAAUAUGCAGUGUGGCUACCACGGCUACUGUCAUACGGAGGCAAAAGGUGUCAUUAGCAAAAGUUCGCUGGUACUGCCAGACAUCGAGAUCCCACCAGAAGUUCCGGAGUUCCAAUUCCUCAUACCGGAUAAAUGCCAAGAAUGGGGUCGCGACCUAGCCGGAUGCGUUGUCCACGUCUGCGAUUCAGACGCAACGCCGAAGCUGACUGUGACUGAGAACGGCGUCGGCGUGGCCAAAGUACUCCGUCCCGGCCAGCUGGCCAACCCUGCUUAUGUGUACAUGACUCAAUACUGCAUCUAAUCAAAUAAAACAAUAGGACCUUUAAAGGUUUUAAGACUGUAUUGUAAAUAAAACAACGGGUUGCACUCCGGGAGUGCCGGCAGAAGUGAAAACUUAAUGACAUUGUAACAGUUUUUCGAUCAGGUCACGUGUCCGUCUUACGUCUUACGAAUCUUACGGUCACAUGACCUGUCGCGAGUUUAACAUUUUUUCCCCAUCACAAAAAGUGCACAGCGCCGCUAAAGAAGUAUUCACU